CAUUCGAACGCGAUGGUUUCCUACUGGCCGGUGCUGAUCGUUCUGUGCCUUCUUCCAAUUUGUCAUGCUAAAAGCUAUUUUGCCGACUUCGUUAAUGGAAAGGGACCUUUCAAACAAGCAGAUGCCCUAAAAUUCAUGGACAAAAUGACCAUUUUGAACAAACUUCAAGCUGAUAUUCUUGGCAUUCCACAACCCGAUGAAUUUUCAGCGUUGGAUUUUGAAGACAAAAUUGAAAGCAAACCCGAUGAAAUUCCGUAUCUUUUCGAAGGAGACAUGGUACUUACCGAUGAACAAAUGGAUUUGAUUAUUAAAAACGUCCGUGAUCAAUACUGGGCUCGCAAAUCUUCAACUAAUGAAUUCCUCUACGCAAUUCGUGGAAAGAGAUCAAUGACUUCAUUCUUGUCAGAACGUUGGUCAUUCCCAGUGCCAUACUAUAUUGAUACAUCAUCAGGAGUAAACACGAAUGCGGUUCUGGCCGGAGUAGCAAAAUGGGAGCAGGAAACGUGCGCAAGAUUCACAAGAUUGAAUAGUUAUAGUUCCUCGUCGAGGCAAAAUGCCUUAAGAUUCAUAUCUGGCAACGGGUGUUAUUCGAAUAUUGGCAAGGUGAGCCGAUUUCCUCAAGACGUGUCAAUUGGAUGGGGAUGCACCUCGCUUGGAACAGUGUGCCAUGAAAUAGGUCACGCCCUUGGAUUCUACCACGAACAAGCUCGUUACGAUCGUGAUGACUAUGUUUCAAUUCUCACCCAAAACAUUCAAGACAUGUAUCUUUCUCAAUUUACGAAACAGUCCGCAUCUAGUAUGGUAGACUACGGAGUUGGCUACGAUUACGGAUCUGUUAUGCAUUAUGACCAGGCGGCGUUCUCCUCUACCGGCGGAAACACAAUUGCUACACGUGAUCCAAACUUUCAAGCAACUAUUGGGCAGAGAGUCGCUCCAUCUUUUGCAGAUGUCAAGAGAAUUAACUUUGCUUAUUGUAAUUCUACUUGUUCUAAUUACCUCGACUGUCAAAAUGGUGGGUACAUCAAUCCAAAUGACUGUAACAACUGCAAAUGUCCACCUGGUUUCGGUGGACAACUUUGUGAUGUUGCCGGAACCAAUAGUAAUGGGUGUGGUGCAGGAGAUAUCACUGCGACAAGUUCCAUUCAAACUAUUUCUGCAUCAGGUGCCUUGACUUGUAAUUAUGUUAUCAAGGCCCCAGUUGGCGCAAAAGUCUACUUCCAAAUGACAGCUGCCACAUUCUCCCGAUACUCUCCAUGCACCACCAACUACCUGGAAAUCAACUACGGAAGAGAUUUCAGCAGAGUUGGAGCACGAUUCUGUGCAUCUUAUCCAACUAUCUCCUUAUCUGAAACCAAUACUCUUGUUGUGAUUUAUAAAGGAGUAAACGGAGCGAGGUUCUCAUUGAACUAUCGUUAUGAUCCUGUAACUUUUUCAACAUCUGCCCCAACAACCACUUCCACCACCACGACCACGGCUCCAAUAACGGUUCCAACCGUUUCCCCAACUACAACUACUACCAGGCAAACCACAACUACCGCUCGCACAUCUACAACAACCACCACUACCCAAGCUCCACCUACGACCACCACGUCAACAUCGCAAUGUGCAUCCUGGUCGGCUUGUUCCGCACAAUGUGGAGGAUGUGGAACUCAAUCGAGAAGAUGCGGUACCUACGUGGAAACUGUCUACUGUAACACCAACCCAUGUACUGGAGGAUAUUGCUGCCGUCCGUUCUUCUACGUAACAUCGUUCGGCACUGGAUACUGUAGACGGCCAGGAGCAGAUACACCAGCGGCUCCACAACGAUAUGUUGAGCAGAGAAAAGGCUAACUUUUAGAUAAUUUCUCAAUGUUCUUUCAAUACCAAUCUCAACAGUAUUUUGAUCAAUAACAAUAUUUAAAAUUUUAAUUUAUCUAAUAAAUACCUUUUUUCAUCUUA
Caenorhabditis elegans is the source of this 1938-nucleotide messenger RNA. RefSeq names its product Zinc metalloproteinase nas-34 (gene hch-1). The record is from RefSeq and is marked reviewed. Lineage: Eukaryota; Metazoa; Nematoda; Chromadorea; Rhabditida; Rhabditidae. The transcript is spliced from 8 exons. Gene Ontology annotation, molecular function: metallopeptidase activity; metalloendopeptidase activity; zinc ion binding. Gene Ontology annotation, biological process: proteolysis; molting cycle, collagen and cuticulin-based cuticle. Gene Ontology annotation, cellular component: extracellular region. Bases 13 to 1830 code for a protein of 605 amino acids.